AUGGCAUCCGCUCUCAACUCGCACCUUACGCCACUCGGCUACGACAUAGUCGUAGCCACGACACAGGGCGCCCUCAAUGCCACCAUGCUUGAGUAUAUCUCGGAGUCAGAAGACCUGCCAGACGCAGCGAAGCAACAGCGAGGCGUGGCCAAAUGCUGGAUCUACAAGAAGAACACGACAACGAAGAAGCUGGAGUCCGUCCCUAUAGAAUUGAAGGACCUGAUUGCCCUUACACCCGGGAUCAAUCCCUUUGAGAUCGACGCCAACGCUGAUCCGGACUCGGAUGUUGGAUUACAAAGGCUGCGCUUCGCUGGCUUCCAUUGCGCUUAUGUAAGUGUUGCUGCUAUGGCCCGGUAAGGUGUCGACUAACGUGUAUACUCUCAGAUGAUCAAGCCGGGCCUUCCUCCCGGUAUUGAUGCUCGAAGCAUGCCAAACGUGAUCGAGAUCGGCAAUGACUCUUCUUUUGUCACCUACAAUAUGCUCUGUUCUGAGGUCAAAGUCUGCCUAAUGGAGUAUAUGGGCAUGGACUGCAGCUGGUCUGUCUUCGAGCAGCCGACUGGAACAUCCUGGGGAUUCCAGUGCCAGGUCGACCUUCGCAUGUCCAAGGACGACAGUAAUUCGCAUUUUGCACAACUCCCACCGGAAAUCCAGAAGCAGAUCCUGGCUGACUUUGGGAGCGAGGACUCAUUCAGCGUGCAACGCCUCCUUUUCGACCUCGACAAUGCUGGACUAGAAGUUGGCCCAGCCAUGAAAAUAUUCGCUGGCGAUGCGAACGUCGACCCCAUAGCUCAGGGUCUCAUCAAUGGGAGCUUCUUGAAUAGCUACUUCGCCGACAUGAAGCAACGUGGCCAGCCGCUGCUACACGUCGCAGUUGUCUCCCAUGAACCCGAUGAGUCCCAAUUUCGUGUACGUGUUUACCUUCUCCCCCUGACGGCAGAGAAACAUACCUCCAGAAUCUAUUGCGACACGAUCUUGAAUUCAUAUGCUAAUUCAUCUUCCCAGGCAACGGAUAUGGCCGUAGAAGCUUGCCAACUUAUCGACGAAAGGACCGGCCACCCCCUUACUGGCUUAACAAAGGAUCAACAAAAUCUCUCAACCCUCAACUACCUCUGCAUGUCCAACAACAACAAAAUACCGCAAGUGCAACGCCCUGGUUGGAACUGGAUGAACCAAGCAGAAAGCCAUCAGUUCGAUGGUGUAAUCUCGUUCCAACGCAACACCUUCGCAAGCUAUCUGCGCAACAAACUCCAAGAUCAAGUCAAGAAGAACUGCUACAUCGCCUCUUCCAAAGUUGUCCUCGACAGCGGUUCAAUCCCACAGUACUACUGCGGUUUCAAAAACAUCGGAACCGGCGCCAUCACCAACCCCAGCAACCGAGGCGACAUCAAAGACUGGUUGAACACACAAAACGGCCUCCCAACCUUCACGCUCCACGAGCCCUCUACAACUUCCGACCUCGUGAUGGAAUGGAACUGGAAGCAAACCCCCGCCAGCAACGAUACCGCCGGCUCCCCUGUCACACUCGGCUCCAUGACGCUACAGCCCUCCUACAGCUGCCAAGUACACUUCCGCUCCAACCAAAUCGUCAUCACCCAAAACUUGACAAUCUCGCUCGACUUAAUGAAAGAACAAGACAGCCACUCAGGCAACAUCGUCGACUGGACCCUGACCGACACGUACACCCUCAAAGUCGACGCAAAGGGCAAACUCAUCACCGACCUCCCCGAAAUGCUCCAGAAAGGUCACCGGAUUGACAAUUCCCAGACACUGGGUACGAAUAGCUUUAUGAAUUUCUUCAACAGUGUGGAUGACGUGAUUGAAAAUAUCAAAAACUCUACGGCAUUUGUGAAUACGGAAUUCAAAGACUUCCCUAUCGAUGUGGCGCAGAAGUUCCAGUUUCCGGGGGGCAAGACGUUUGCGUUUCGGUCGUUUCAGUUUUCCAAGUGGCAGGAUUUGACGGCGGCCAUCACGUAUUUAGACCCCGUGGCAGCACCGAAGAAUUAA
Lecanosticta acicola is the source of this 2004-nucleotide messenger RNA. The record is from the annotation of a GenBank genome assembly. Lineage: Eukaryota; Fungi; Ascomycota; Dothideomycetes; Mycosphaerellales; Mycosphaerellaceae.